UUGAAGAAAUGCCACAUGGCAGCAACCCAUUGCUCCUUACAAAUUUCAUGGUCCAUUUAUAUAAAUGAAAGUGAUACUCUAUCAAGACAGGAGAGCGUCCUAGAACUGCUUUGAUGGCUGGGAUUGCUACUUCUUGUUUAACUGUCUCUUCCAGAAGCAAGUUCCAGACAUGUUGGUUGGAAUACGGGACUCAUCGUGCAAGAGACAUCCCAAGGAAACUAAGUAAUAGCAGAGAGUUUGGGAUUAGAGCUGAAGUAAAUUAUGUCAGUGGAGAAGAAGCAAAGAAACUUGUAGCAGCUGAGGGAUAUGAGAUACUCGAUGUGCGGGACAGAACUCAAUAUGAUAGAGCUCAUAUAAAAUCGUGUUAUCAUGUGCCUCUAUUUAUUGAGAACAAAGACAAUGACUUGGGCACAAUCAUAAAAAGGACCGUUCACAACAAUUUUUCGGGUUUGUUCUUCGGAUUGGCAUUUACUAAACCCAAUCCUGAAUUUGUGGAAUCUGUAAAGAACCAGUUUUCACCCGACAGCAAAUUGUUGCUUGUUUGCCAGGAAGGGUUAAGGUCUACAGCGGCAGCCAACAAGUUAGAGCAAGCUGGUUUCCAAAAUGUGGCAUGCAUAACAUCAGGGCUUCAGUCUGUAAAACCAGGAACUUUUGAUUCUGAAGGUUCUAGUGAGUUACAAAAUGCUGGAAAAGGUGGUUUGGUCACAGUCCAAGGCAAGAUAUCAGCUGUACUUGGAACCGUACUAAUCUGUGCAUAUCUGUUCAUCACAUUCUUCCCAGAACAAGCAGAAAAAUUAUUUCAACUUGCCCCAGCAAGCUAAAUCCCAUGUCAGCACAUCCGGAGAAUGGUUAAAUGCUCAAAAUACUAGCUGCAUUAAAGUUCCUAAUAGAGAGAUAUCUCUGGCAAUCUGUAAGCAGAGAUGCAGCUAUUAGCCUUCAUUUGAAUGCACUUUGUGCAAUCAAAUUUGUAACCGAAAACAGCUUGCUUUCAUGCAAUUCUACUUCUGCUAAAUAGCCUUAUCGCCA
Messenger RNA from Ricinus communis (castor bean), 1026 nucleotides. Its product is annotated as rhodanese-like domain-containing protein 9, chloroplastic. Gene Ontology annotation, cellular component: chloroplast. Bases 114 to 821 code for a protein of 235 amino acids. The transcript is spliced from 6 exons. The record is from RefSeq and is a predicted model, not a curated record. Lineage: Eukaryota; Viridiplantae; Streptophyta; Magnoliopsida; Malpighiales; Euphorbiaceae.